GGCCUCCACCCUGCCGGCGCCACACGUUCUGAUCGACAGCGGGGGCGGAAGGGCAACGCCGCCGCCGCCGGCGCGGUGGUGGAGGCGAUCGCAAGGGAACAGCGCCGCCUGCACCACCACCAUCACCGCCGCCGCCGCCGCCGCGGCGUAGAAGUGGAGAUGCGUCGUUGUAGCGGCCGCUGCCCCCCGUCAGGGCGUGUCCCGGCCGCCCCCACGCCCCGGCCUCACGCCCUUGUGCGCGCCGCCCGCCGUCCGCCCCCGCCGCGGGUGACGCCGACAGCCGCGGCAGUUGUCGUACCGGGCCGCCAACGCCCGCAGAGCAGACGCAGUGGCGCGCCGCCGCCCGGGAGCCAGUGUCCAGCGUGUGUGUCCCGCCGCCGCCCCCGCCGCCAUGAACCUGGACGAGCGGCUCAUCAUCGAGGUGCAGCAGUACCCGGGCCUGUACGACCAGACCAGCCCCGACUACCGCGACCUGCGCAAGAAGGAGACCAUGUGGCAGGCCGUGGCCGACAGCCUGGGCCUGCACGUCCGCGAGUGCCAGGCGCGGUGGCGCGUGCUGCGGGACAAGUUCGCUCGUGAGAUGCGGAAGAACGUGAACGCGAAGAAGGCGGGAGCCAGCGCCCUGCAGGUGUACCAGGGCAGCUGGGCGCUCAUGUCACACCUCAUGUUCCUCACCUCGCACGUCAGGCACAGGACCGCGCAGGGACCGCUGAAGAAGAAGACCCCCUCGGAGGCAGGCAUCUCAGAGGAAGAGGAGGAGUGUGACCUUAGCGACGAGGAGCCUCCAUCCCCGUCUCCCCCGUUGACCAAGAGGAUCAAAACCGAAGUGGACUCGUACCAAUCCUCGAAGGAAUCAAGCGCACUCUGGCAGGGGACGCUGGAGUGGGAGGCGGACGCGGAGAGGUUGUUCUGCCUGUCGCUGGUACCCGUCAUGCGCCGCCUCGACCCUGACAAACGCAGCCUGGCCAAGCUCCACAUUCAGCGCCUCCUCCACAACCUCGAGUUCCCACAGGUCAAAGUGGAGUUGCGGAGUGGGUGACGCUAGGAGGGGGCUUUGAGUUAGGGGGGCGGGGGGGGGAUUACUAUUGUGUUUUUGGAGGGUGAGAAGUGACCUAACCUGACCUCACCUACAUGUCUUUUGUUUUGGGGGUAUUAUUUUUUUUUGGAGGAAGUUAGAGAAGUAACCUAACCUGACCUGACCUCACCUGGAUGUCUUUUGUUUCUGAGGUAUUAUUGUAUUUUUGAGAGUAAGAGAAGUGACCUCACCUGACCUCACCUGGAUGUCUAUUGUUUUGGGGUAUUAUUCUAUUUUGGAGGAAGUAAAUGAAGUAACCUGACCUGACCUCACCUGACCUCACCUGGAUGUCUUUUGUUUCUGGGUAUUAUUGUAUUUUGGAGGGAGUAAGAAG
Eriocheir sinensis (Chinese mitten crab) is the source of this 1409-nucleotide messenger RNA. Its product is annotated as transcription factor Adf-1-like. Gene Ontology annotation, cellular component: nucleus; transcription regulator complex. NCBI's taxonomy places the organism in Eukaryota, Metazoa, Arthropoda, Malacostraca, Decapoda, Varunidae. The transcript is spliced from 3 exons. Bases 392 to 1039 code for a protein of 215 amino acids. Gene Ontology annotation, biological process: regulation of transcription by RNA polymerase II. The record is from RefSeq and is a predicted model, not a curated record. Gene Ontology annotation, molecular function: DNA binding.